UAUAAUUUAGUUGCCGCCUUCGGCAGGAAGAAAUGUGCUUCCAGAAAGUUCACAAAACCCUUUACAAAUAAUUGACGACGCAAUUUAAAUUACCAGACCCAAAAACCCCCAAAUUUACUUAUCGGAUUCACCAGUUUCAAAUUUCAAAUCAUCACAAAAUGACUUCAGCAAUGAUGGCGGGAUUUGCAGUUGCUGCUGCAGCAUAUGCUGGUAGAUACAGCAUUCUGGCUUGGAAUGCCUUCAAAGCAAGACCACCCUCAGCAAAACUACGCAGAUUUUACGAAGGUGGUUUUCAACCCGCUAUGAACCGAAGAGAGGCGGCUUUAAUACUUGGAGUCAGGGAAAGAACUCCAACUGAGAAGGUUAGGACAGCACAUAGAAGGGUGAUGGUUGCAAACCAUCCAGAUGCAGGUGGUAGCCAUUACCUUGCAUCGAAAAUCAAUGAAGCCAAAGAUAUCUUACUUGGAAAAACCAAGGGCGGUGGUUCUGCUUUUUGAUGCGUUUUUCAUAGUCUUACUAAUACUGAUUCUUCGAUAGUUUGGAAAUAUACGAAUUUGAGGGAGGUUGUGAUUCACUUCAUAUCAUUAUUUGUGGGUAAUUGUAUACCAUGAGUCCUCUGAACUAUUAGAGAACAAUUUUUUGUCAUUCGAAUUAUUUUUAUAACGAUUCAUCAAAAAUAUAUAUAUAUUUAUAAUGUAUUCUGUUUA
This is a messenger RNA of Cannabis sativa, 707 nucleotides long. RefSeq names its product mitochondrial import inner membrane translocase subunit TIM14-2. Bases 159 to 497 code for a protein of 112 amino acids. The record is from RefSeq and is a predicted model, not a curated record. Gene Ontology annotation, biological process: protein import into mitochondrial matrix. Lineage: Eukaryota; Viridiplantae; Streptophyta; Magnoliopsida; Rosales; Cannabaceae. Gene Ontology annotation, cellular component: PAM complex, Tim23 associated import motor. Gene Ontology annotation, molecular function: ATPase activator activity. The transcript is spliced from 3 exons.